AUGGGCCUCUUCUCGAAAUCAUCGAAACUGAGCUCUCCAGUCCCAACGCCAGGCUCCAGCUCGUCUGCCCGAAAUGCGUCUAUGAGGUCUUCGACAUCGUCUUCUUCAGAGGAGUUUAGGGACCCACGUGCUGGUCCUCAACCCUUGUUGUCGCCUGCUUAUGAGGACGUGCCCAUGUGGAACAUUCUCCCAUCGUAUCAACUCUACGAGUCGACGUUUUCCAAAUCCAUUGAGCCGUCGCAGGAAGAUUUACGCCAUGAGCCCCCCAUGUACGAAGUUGCAUCGGGACCGUCUCUGGGCGAGGAAGGUGCCUCUGACGGUGAUUACUUUUCGCAGGCCCCUGAUAGAGGCACUUUCACUAGAUGGGAAAACAGUGUGUUGGGUAACACCCACAAUCUCAAAAAGCUACUGAGUAUCUCGCCUCUGUGGGCGGAAACGUUAAAAAUUGACAUCAAACUCACGUCCAAGCCGUGCCAAAUAGGCAUUGCUCCUGACAUCAUCGACGCGAGCAAGCUCGAAUUCUCGCAGGGUGACUCGAUCCAUGGUUUUGUUACAAUCCACAACAUCUCCAAAGUAGAGUUCUCCUAUGAUAUGUUCUCUGUGCUUUUUGAGGGCCGCGUUUCCGUCAACGGGGAAGAUCCUAAUAAACCUGCCAUCUUCUACAAAUUUCUCAACAUGCUUGACUACAAGGCCUCGUGGACGCCUGCAUUCUUCAUGGGCUCUUCUACGGAUGGUGUGGAAAUUGAUCCUUAUGACGGCUGCAAUAUGAUGCUUCUGAACGACAAGAAGUUCUUGCCUGGCGUCGUUUACAAAAAAUUCUUUGACUUCACCAUCCCUGAGAAACUUCUCGAAGUAGCCUGCGAGCCUCAUGACCUCCCUUGCCACUGCGAGCUCCUUCCUUCCAUUGGAUUGGAUAAGGAGCAAUUUUUGCAAAGCUUGCGUAAGCUUCGUGAGAAGUCAGGCACGUCUUCUAAACAGCACAAGCCCUCGUUUUCUAUUGGUGGCUCUCCUGAGCUGCCUAUACAACCCAAAAAGCAAGGGCCAACCUCGCUUGGAAGAAAACCAACUCCAAAGAACUUGCGUGUCAAAGAUUUCUCUUUUCCGGACACUUCCGUGAGUUACUGCGUGGAAGCUAGAAUCUUCGGCAGGCUCUCAUUGUAUGACAAGGAAGCUACGAAGGACAAAGAUGAGUUCAUCAUUUUGAAGGACUCGAAUUACCCAGUGAGAAUCAUUCCAAGAAACUCAGGAAUCAGGACUGCGGAACACGAACGAGGAGCUCAGCAGUACUAUGACCAGUUUUACAAGGAAGUGAAGUCUAGUAUCGAGAUUGGAAGAUCUUUAGAUAACAAGUCAGAUGGACCAAACAGAAGGCCAUCUGUUCUCAAGAAUAAGCAGCUUUACAAUAGAGAGAGUUUUGAGGAUGUUACUGCAAGAGCACAAGAUCAACUGGUGUAUGAGGUAUUUUUGCCCUUUAAAAAGAAGUCUCUCACGCAGCCAGCCAAAGUUAUAGGCAUGCUUUGCGCCAAGACGCCAAAAGAUGAGUACGUCGUCAGAUAUCAGCCACCUUAUACUUACCAGCCAUACUCGCCGCGUAGCUUGAAGUUGGGGAGAAGUUUCACGGUUCCUCUUGAUUUAUCAUUUCAAUUCGUCGAGAGUAGCGGAGCUAAUGCAAGGACACACAACCCACCGGAUAUCAGAAGUAUCAAUGUUGAAAUUGUCUUGUGUACUUAUCGAUCACGCAAAUAUCCUAUUCCGGUGGAGUUUACCAAGAACAUGCAAUUUCAAAAUAAACCGGCGAGUGACUCUCUUGAAAAGUACGUCGUGCAACCUUUCUCAGUAUUCUUAUCAGAAUUGGCAGAUUUGACCACGCGGCACAGCAUCGAUGCGCUCAAUCUCGAUAACCAGGCAAUCAUGGACAUAAAGUGUCUUGCCAAACUUCUGGUGAAGUAUAACACUAUCAAAGUGGACAAUGUAAAGAGCGAUGUUCAAAGCUCAUGGAAGAAGGCUGAUGACAAGGGGAUGAAGUUCACAAAAAAGAUUGGGGUAUCCGUCAACUUAGACGGCCUCUUCAAUAAAGAAGUCAACAAACUGUCGGAUGACAUUCUGUCUGAAGCAGUGUGCCUAGUCCCCACUUUUCAAGGGUGCAUCAUGGGCAGAUAUUACUAUGUCAACCUUCAGGUGAAGCUCUCAAACAACGACAGUCUCACGGUGAAGGUACCGUUGAGAAUCCAGGCGUAG
Messenger RNA from Candidozyma auris, 2238 nucleotides. RefSeq lists its product as uncharacterized. The transcript has a single exon. Gene Ontology annotation, molecular function: ubiquitin-ubiquitin ligase activity. The record is from RefSeq and is a predicted model, not a curated record. NCBI's taxonomy places the organism in Eukaryota, Fungi, Ascomycota, Pichiomycetes, Serinales, Metschnikowiaceae. Gene Ontology annotation, cellular component: ubiquitin ligase complex. The coding region runs from base 1 to 2238 and encodes 745 amino acids. Gene Ontology annotation, biological process: protein monoubiquitination; protein polyubiquitination.